Messenger RNA from Dictyostelium discoideum AX4, 894 nucleotides. RefSeq lists its product as hypothetical. NCBI's taxonomy places the organism in Eukaryota, Evosea, Eumycetozoa, Dictyosteliales, Dictyosteliaceae. The record is from RefSeq and is a predicted model, not a curated record. The transcript is spliced from 2 exons. Bases 1 to 894 code for a protein of 297 amino acids. Gene Ontology annotation, cellular component: cytoplasm.
AUGUCUGCAACAAGAGAAAGAACAAGAGAAGUCUUUGGUUUCAAAAAAGAAAAUUUGGAAAAUCCAAAUGUUAUUCUUUAUCAACAAGAAAUUGGUAAAUUAAAGAAAGAUUAUAGAGAAUUAUAUGAAGCAUCAAAGGCAUGGAUGGAUUCAUUGGCAAAGAUGAAAGUUGAAGGUGAAUUAUUAUCAAAUGCAUAUAAUAAUUUCGGUCAAACUACUUAUCAUAAAGAGGGUAUUAAUUUAUCAAAGAUUCAUGUUUAUUUGGAUAAAUUUAAUCAAAAUGCUAAAUUACUUUAUGACAAUGUUGAAGAUAAUUACUUUAAAGAAAUUCAUGAUUGUUACAUUGACCAUAUGAAAGCAAUCGAUACUCAUGAUAACAAAACCCAUCAUGACAAACUCUCUUAUGAGGAUGCUUCCACCGUUUACCAUAAGCCAAUGUACCAUGAAGAUGAAAAGAAAGGUAGAGACCGUUUCAAUAAAAUGACAACUGCCCAAUCUGUUUACCAAGCUGAUUACAUUCAAUACAUGCAAUUAUUAGCAAAUUUAGAAUCAAGAACUGAAUAUGAUAUUCCAUUAGCAUUUAGAGGUUUAAUGAAAGAUAUUGAAACUUUCUUUGAAAAGGGUCGUCAAGAUUUCAGUUAUAUCGAUCUCCCAGAAUGGAGGAGAUCCGAUGGUAAAGAUUCUUUCCUUGAACCAACUCUUAAUGAAAAGUACACUAAUUGGAACGAGAAAAGAGAAAUCCCAGUUGUAGAGACUGAAACUGUUGAAACUAAAGAGGUCGCUUCUGGUAGUAAUACAGUUUAUACCACAACCAAAACUACUACAACCGCCCCAAUAACUGAAUCUCAAGCAGAUACAAUCAAAAGUGAUUUAAUUGGAAACCCAAUUAACUAA